AACCAUGUAGCAAAAGCAUUAGAGUCCCUUAAGGACUGCAAAGACGAUCAAGAGUCCCUGCGCAGGAAGGUAGAAACCUGGAAACAGAAUUCUCCAAGCAGCAAGUUUUUCUACCGCACAAGAGAUAACGCUUCCAGAAACGAUAUUCCUCCAAAGGAGGAUAAAAAGUUUUUGUUUGUGCAUCAAGAGCAUUGGCAACAACAAAUGCUGAUUCGUUAUAGCGGGCAAUUGUGUCUCAUGGACGCCACGUACAAAACAACAAAGUACGCAAUACCGCUUUUCUUUGUGUGCGUUCAUUCAAACGUUGGCUACAAAGUUGUGGCUGAAUUUAUAUGGCAGACGGAGACCGAAGAAGCCAUAGAAGAGGCUCUGGCUAUUAUAAAAGGAUGGAAUCCAGUAUGGAACCCAAAAUAUUUUAUGGUGGAUUACUCAUUAGCAGAAAUAGGCGCGAUAGAAAAAAGUUUUCCCGAUGUACAGGUUUAUGUUUGCGACUUUCACAGGUUGCAAGCGCUAAAACGGUGGGCUUCAGCAAGCAAGAAUGGAUUGUCAUAUGAACAGCAACAACACUUCCUUUUGCAAAUGAAGAAGAUUGCUAAUGUCAGUACCAAACAGGAGUACGACAAGGCAGUAAAAGAUUUUCGCGAAUCCAAAGUGUAUGAAUGCAAAGAAUGCAACAAGAUGAGAGAAUAUGUUGACCGUACGUGGUUUUCUUGCGCUGUGAGAUGGGCACACGCUUUUCGAAAACAGCCAGUCACCAACAUUGUUAAUACUAACAAUGGCGUUGAGGCUCAAAACAGAGUCUUUAAAUACGAAUACUUACCCCAAAGUAUUGACAAAUCUUUGUAUGGUAUUGCGGUGAUGUUGGUUGAAUCUUUAAUUCCCGAUGUUCUUCAGCACUAUUUGGAUGCAAACCUGCGACUGAGCAGCGCCAACUGCAAAUACAACCCAUCAAUCCCAGAAUACUUGCACAACAGACCUCUGCACUUUUUGAAAUGCUGCCUUAAAAAUCGAUACGCUUCAGCCAUUUACAAACAGGACGACAUAACUCUGGUUAAUUUAAAGAAGGGCACGUUCAAUGUCAAGAGCGAGAGCAAUGUUGGAAAGAAACAUUUCAUAGACUUCCGAGAACCAAGUUGUACAUGCAACAUAUGUUUUUUCUUUCUAUGA
Molecule: messenger RNA, 1167 nt
Organism: Xenia sp. Carnegie-2017
Lineage: Eukaryota; Metazoa; Cnidaria; Anthozoa; Malacalcyonacea; Xeniidae
Source: RefSeq, a predicted model, not a curated record